This is a messenger RNA of Phaedon cochleariae (mustard beetle), 678 nucleotides long. NCBI's taxonomy places the organism in Eukaryota, Metazoa, Arthropoda, Insecta, Coleoptera, Chrysomelidae. The record is from the annotation of a GenBank genome assembly.
AUGGCCCUAAAUCCGAAGGACUUUCAAAAGUUAAUUAAAGAUACCAUGAAGGCGAUUAUGUCCGAUCAAACCUUCAUGGAGUCAUUAAUAAGAAAUGUUACUGAUCAUCUGAAUGGCAAACUGGAUGAAAUAAUGUCAAAACAACAACAGAAGAUAGAAGAAUGUGAAACCAAGAUCAAAUCACUUCAAAGUGAAAAUGAGAAUCUACAAACUCAGUUAGACAAACACGAUCAGUUCCAGAGACGAAACUGUCUGCGUAUAUUUGGCAUACAAGAAAGUGAGGGUGAGAACACGGAAGAUCUUAUGCAUAAUUUAAUUAAUAAAACCAUGAAAUUAAAAAUAAAUGUAGCAGCGAACACCGAAUAUUGUUACCGAGUUGGUCGUCCAAAUAUAAAAAGCAGUCAAACACUUAUCGGGGAAAGAAACCAAACAAAACCUCGUGCAAUACUAAUCCGUUUCUCGAACUAUAAAGAAAGACAAAAAGUUAUGGAGAAUGUUCGAUUAUUGAAAGGCAGUGGCGUAGUGAUCAGGGAAGAUCUGAACAGAGCACGACUGGAAUUGUUGAAAGCAGCAACAAACAAAUAUUCAUAUAGAAACGUAUGGACAAGGAACGGAGACAUCUUUGCGAAUGUAGAAGGCAGGAAAAGGAAAAUAGAGAAACAGAGCGACUUGAAAUAA